AUGACGCCCUCCUUUCCCCCGAACGGCUCCCCAUUCCGGCAGCCUGCCGCCCCGUACACGCAUCCUUCACCCGGUCAGACAAAUGGCUCGCCUCAAGCCAUCCCUCCUCAUAUCCCCCCUCAGUACCCAUACGUGAUGGCCCCCGGUCACUACGCGCCUUACCACUAUCCCCAGUAUCCUCAGCAGCUCAUGUACAUGCCCCCUCCCCGUCCUGUUGACUCGGCACAGGGCUCACCCCCUGUCCAGUCUCCCGCCUCAUCUCAGCCCGCGAAUGGCAAGCGCAAACGCAAGUCGGUCAGCGGCCAGGAUGGCGAUGCUUCGGACGGCGACGCGCCAGGUCCGAGCCCGGAGCCCCCUCGUCCUUCACCACUCACGAUAACAACAGGUAUGCACGAGAUCAAGAAACGUACAAAGACGCAGAGGGCGUGCGACAGCUGUAGGAGCCGUAAGAUCAGAUGCGACGUCCUUGUGGAGUCCGAGCCGCCACUGUGCCAGCAUUGCAAACAGUAUGGCUUUGACUGCACCUUUUUCCUGCCUAUCGCCGAGACUCGUUUCAAGAAGAAGAAGCUCGAGGAAGAGAACGCCGUUGCUGAAAAGGCCAAAGAGCCCCAUUCCUCAGUUACACCUCACGAUCCGCGCGCAUCAGACCCUAGAAUCUGCGGACCCACAUCAGAGGCCCACCUGCUGCAUUCGACGGCUACGAUAUCCUCUCGCAUUUACGAAUCCUACGACGUCCGACAUCAUCACACAUGGGAGGUAGCGCAGAACGGGGAUGGCCUCAUUCAAGUGAGGGAACCGAACCCGGACGAGACACAAUUGUCGAUGCCUAAGCCGGUCGAGAUGCAUAUCGACCGAAUCAUGAUCGAACAACUCGUCAACGCCUACUUCACCGAUAUUGCACCUAUCCUUCCUAUCAUCACACAGGCGGAGUUCCUCGCUACUAAUUCGCCGCCGCCAAUAUUACUCUAUUCUAUUUGCCUGGUCGCUGCCGCUAGGAGAGAGGUGCCUCAGAGCGUGUUCGAUUCGAUACGUUUUGCGGUUAAUAAUGUGAUCAAGACGGAGGACGUGCUGUCGACCGCUUCGAUCGCCAAUGUGCAGAGCUUGCUCAUCCUCUGUAUGGUCGGCGAUUGCCAUUCGCAAUUCGUGCCCAACGCCCUGUCAGCACUCUGGAUUAGGCUGGGCACCGCUAUUCGCAUGGCGCAAGACAUGGGGCUUCACCGUGUAGAAGCCAUCCAACAGAACGUAGAGGCCAGGCGAAGGAUCUGGGCUGCCUUGCUCAUCAGCGACCGAUGGACAAGUCUGUCAUACGGUCAUCCGUACAUGAUAGACGUUAACGACUGCGAUGUCAGACUUCCGUCUACGGGAGAUCCUAACGACUUAUACAUGGACGAACUCGUCCGUUUAAGCAUCAUUCUCGGCCGAGUACUCAAGACAAUAUACAGCCCCUCUGGUCUGACCCUCACCAACGACGAGAUGCUCUACAAGCUGCUCGCAGAUAUCGAAAAUUGGAAAGCUAACCUCCCUGAGAGCCUACAAUUCCGUGGCCCCGACACUCCCAUGAACGCCGGUCUGCUGUUCUUGCUUUAUUCUUGCGUCUCCAUGAUCUUUUGGCGCGUGUUUAUGCGUAUAUCUUAUUCGUGCCCCGCGCACUUGAAGUUUGGGAUGACGGUCGAGAAGUGGUCCGCGCUCGUCAAGCUCACGGGGGACUCGAUCGACUGGUUGGAUAAGCAUGACAAGUUGUAUGAUGUUUGGUUGUUGGUUGCGUAUGCGGCGACGUCAUGUGCUUUGGUCCAGUAUCAUACGUGGGCAAGGAGGAAAGACCCGGAAGCGGCUCUCAAACUGAAGAAACUGCGAGACUGUAUUAGACGGUGGGAGCGAUCCCUCUCUCCAGACCAUAUGUCUGCCCGACGGAAGACCGCGGAAAUCAUCGCGCUUCUGUACGAGUCCACGCAAGGUCCACCCCCACAAAUGGAGACGCCGGCUCUAAAUCCGACGGGUGGUGUCACGGGCAAGAAACCGCCGCCGCUGGGUGGACUUUCCUACGAGCAGGACCCAAGUCGGCCGGGAGGGGGUGUGUUUAUCGCGCAUGGGCCUGUAAAGGAUGCGUAUACAGAUGUGGGCCCGGGCACGAUUAUUAGUACCAGUCGAAAAACGCAGGCGCAACCUCUGCGCAGCCCCACCACGAGCGGCCCCAUGGUCAACUACACGCCAUUAGGAGGUACCAGCACCGGUGGUAGUGGGAUGGCCGGGUCCAACGGUCUCCCGACGGAUCCGAUGUCGAACGUUAACCCUGCGAUGAACGCGAGCGCGCUGAUCGGGAAUAAUGUUCAGCUGAUCAAUAUGCUAGAUGGGCAGCCGUCGAUAAUAGGUGGCGGUAAUGCGACCAUGGCGAUGGCGGAUAAUAAUUGGUUGGAGGGCAUUCCGGGAGGGAUGUUCGAUUGGGGUCAAUGGGACGAGUUCUUCUCCCGAUUGGGCAACCUUCCCGGUUCGAUGAUGGGCAUGUCAGGGAUGCACACGCAACCCCAACCCCAACAGCAGCAGCAGAACCAGCAACAGCAGACGCAAGCUCCUGGAGGACAAAACCCGUACCCGCCACAGCAACAGCAGUACCCGACUGCGUCGCAUCCUAGCUAG
Stereum hirsutum FP-91666 SS1 is the source of this 2634-nucleotide messenger RNA. RefSeq lists its product as uncharacterized. Gene Ontology annotation, molecular function: zinc ion binding; DNA-binding transcription factor activity, RNA polymerase II-specific; DNA binding. Gene Ontology annotation, cellular component: nucleus. The coding region runs from base 1 to 2634 and encodes 877 amino acids. The record is from RefSeq and is a predicted model, not a curated record. Gene Ontology annotation, biological process: DNA-templated transcription. The transcript has 12 exons. NCBI's taxonomy places the organism in Eukaryota, Fungi, Basidiomycota, Agaricomycetes, Russulales, Stereaceae.